AACGCUUGUGUUGUGCCUUUAACAAAGAAACGUUGAACGUUUUUAUUUACGCAUCAUUUUGAAAUAUCUACCUCCGCUCUCUUUUUGAAUUUGCUCUCAGUAACACACACAUACACUGAUAAAAGCGCUCUCAUUUUCUCUUGUUUCAGGCGUUAUUUUCAAAAAUGUUCUCUGGACGUUCGUUCAGAUACUUUUUUUCCCAUAGAAAUAGCAACAACAAGAGGGUUUUGCACACUCUCGCUCUCUUUAAUCUCUUCUUCUUCAUAUAUACCUACAUUACUCAUAUACUAUAUUCAUUCGUAUUUAGAUCUUCAGCCAUUCAACAAAUCGGCAACGAGGUGGCGAGAAAUUUUUGUUUUAAUUUUAUAAAUUGUAAUAUAAAAAGUGCUAAAAUGCUAAUCUAAAAAUAUAGAAAGAAAAAAGUAACAAAGAUAACUAAGAAAAUAAAUUCAUCGGCAUAUGUUUGUGCAUUAAAAUUUCGUAAACUCUUGCAUCAGCUAAUUUGAAGAGAAUAUAAUUUAUACUAAAGAAUUAGCCAAGUACUCCGCGAGUUUUUUCAAUAUUACAAAACAAAAAACGUGCAGAAAUUAAAGCAGUAGUUAAAAGAUACAAAUGAGUAUUCUGUGGAUAAUUAGAAAAGAUACAAAGUUGGCAUUGUGAUACCCAUCAGAUAUACAUAAAGAAAAUUAUAAAAUAUUUUUGUGUCAAACACAUUGAAGUACGAAAAUACGAAGGCGAUUCUGUUUGUUAAGGAAUCUGGAAUACACAAUGGAAAGAAAUACAGCUGUAACACUUGCCACGUCUAACAUGAACUCUCCUGUAGCAGCUGCUAUUAAAACAGAAUAUUCUGCAACCCCGUCGUCGCCCUCGAUAGCAACGGAUAGUAGGUCAAACAGACAUUUCACCAGAACAUCGGUGAUUACUAAUAACUGCUCUCCAAAUGCAGCAUAUGCCACCCUUCUUAGUACACCAAAGAAGCAUUUGUUGGAUACAGUAAUGCUGCAGACAAUACGAAAGAAACUGGCAACACCGGGUGGUGUAUUUGAACUACAAUCCUUGCGUUCGGACUGUAGCGUCGACUCUGGCGUCAAAGUAAUAAAGGAUAAAUAUAUAAUAUGCGCCAGGCCUAAUAAUGCGGGCGACUCCAAGGGACAAUCGAGUUACCGCCAUUUGGUGGACAUGAGCCUGUCCAAUCUUGUAUGUACUGAUAUUUAUACGGAGGAGCAGUAUCCCGUAAAAAUAAUCAACGAGCCCUUCCAUAAGGUGCAAGAAGCCUAUUUUAAAUUGCAAAUGGAAGGUGAAAAACGCUGCAGUAGCAUUUAUGGGCAUCAAUUGAUACGGGAAGCGCAUGACAUUGUGCCGAUGGAUAAGCUACGAACCUAUAUUAUAUUAGCUCCAGGCAACAAGAGUUCGGAUUCUUGUAGCACUGCCUCCGAAGUAUAUGAGGAUUUGCACACAUAUCUCAGGGAAAACCAUCGACUCUGCGAAACAGAGGCACGGACGCUAUUUCACCAGAUUUGUGAGACUGUUCUUAUUUGUCACAGAAACGGAAUUAUUUUACGUGACCUUAAAUUGAAACGUUUCUUUUUCGUCGAUGAAGCAAGAACAAAACUGCAAUAUGAAUCUCUUGAGGGCUCGAUGAUUCUUGAUAAUCCCGAAGAUGACACACUAACCGAGAAAAUUGGCUGUCCGCUAUAUACUGCGCCGGAAUUGCUUUGUCCCGAACCAAAGUAUAGAGGCAAACCUGCAGAUAUGUGGGCAUUAGGUGUCAUAUUGUAUACCAUGCUUGUUGGACAUUACCCAUUCUUUGUAAAAGGAAACAGCAAUCUUAUUUCCAUUAUUCGCCAAUGUUUUGUACAGCUUCCGGGUCAUUUAUCUCGUUCGGCCAGGUGGCUCCUAUUAGCGCUGCUAAGGAAAAAUAUCAACGAUCGGGUGCCAAUAGAGCACAUAUUUUUGUCUCCAUGGUUAAAGGAACAACGGCCAUUUCAUAUGUACAUACCAGUUGACGUCGAAAUUCCCGCUGAUGAACCAUUGAACACAAGUAGCUCCAUGGAUUGUGCAGAAUUAGACGAAGAUGUUGGCGUCCAGCCAUUGGAUUACUCCUGCAGCAGCUUAAGCCUUAACUGUACUUAUUCGUAUGCUGAAAUGGGUUGAUAUAUAAGACAGUUCAUACAAAGAAAGCAGUUUAAAUCGGCAUACCACCGCAAAUUAGAGUUGGCAAUUUUGAAGCUUUGUCAUCUACAAGUUCUUGACUUGUUUGUUACCUUUCGUGGGCUCAAACAUCCCAAUUAUGUUCACCUUAUUCAUCCAUAUUUUAACAUAAGCUGAAACCAACAUGUUGUCAACCCUCCUGUACAUUUACUUUGAGAGUGUGAGACUGACUUAUGGUAGACAUUCAUCGUGCUGAAAGUGCUGUGUAAAGUUCUACAUUUGCAACCUGUAAAUAAAAAUAAAAUAGAUUUUGUUACAUAACUUAAUAUCAAAACGUUGCCUUGAUUUUAUGGAAAGAUAUUUAUUCGAAGUUCUUCCAAUGUUUCCAUUUGAAAUUUUAUUCUUAAGUCAAACUAUUUUUGUUUAAUUCGUAUAAAAACGAAAAAUAUUUUUAUUUUUGUUCCAAGAUUGAGUAAUAAAAAAUAAUUUGAUCUCAUUA
Molecule: messenger RNA, 2650 nt
Organism: Musca domestica (house fly)
Lineage: Eukaryota; Metazoa; Arthropoda; Insecta; Diptera; Muscidae
Product: tribbles
Exons: 2
Coding region: 769-2154 (461 amino acids)
Biological process (GO): regulation of MAP kinase activity; positive regulation of proteasomal ubiquitin-dependent protein catabolic process; protein phosphorylation
Cellular component (GO): nucleus
Molecular function (GO): mitogen-activated protein kinase kinase binding; protein kinase activity; ATP binding
Source: RefSeq, a predicted model, not a curated record